Rhododendron vialii is the source of this 1072-nucleotide messenger RNA. Its product is annotated as tropinone reductase homolog At5g06060-like. The transcript is spliced from 5 exons. The coding region runs from base 101 to 904 and encodes 267 amino acids. The record is from RefSeq and is a predicted model, not a curated record. Gene Ontology annotation, molecular function: oxidoreductase activity. Lineage: Eukaryota; Viridiplantae; Streptophyta; Magnoliopsida; Ericales; Ericaceae.
AGAUUAAUCCGAGAAAAUGAGGCGAUAAAGCUUGAAAUGAGAUGUCAGAUGAGGCAAAAAUUGAGGAUUCAGGAAAGAAAGAGAUAAACUCAUCGCGAAAAUGGCCAAGGAAGAGAGCAGCAAUCCGAAAUCCAGAUGGUCUCUUACCGGAAUGACCGCCCUCGUCACCGGCGGCACUCGCGGCAUCGGGCACGCAAUUGUGGAGGAACUAGCCACACUAGGGGCCACAGUGUGCACCUGUUCGCGAAACGAAGCCGAGCUGAACCGUUGCUUGCAAGGGUGGGCCGCUAAAGGCUUUUCGGUUUCCGGUUCGGUUUGCGACGCGUCGUCUCGGCCGCAACGAGAGCAGCUGUUUGAUAAAGUCUCCUCUCUCUUCAACGGCAAGCUCAACAUACUUAUAAACAAUGUCGGCACGAACAUCAGGAAGCCAACUACAGAGUAUACUAGUGUAGAAUACUCUAUGCUUAUGGCUACCAACUUUGAAUCCGCAUACCAUCUUUGCCAACUAGCAUAUCCUCUUUUAAAAGUUUCUGGGGUUGGAAGCAUCGUGUUUAUUUCAUCUGUCGCUGGUCUGGUGCACAUUGGUUCUGGAUCCAUUUACGCCGCAAGCAAAGGUGCAAUGAAUCAGCUUACAAAGAAUUUGGCAUGUGAGUGGGCGAACGAUAACAUCCGCUGUAACUGUGUUGCACCCUGGUAUAUCAGAACCUCACUUGUUGAACAUUUGCUGGAUAACGAAGAGUUUCUGGAUAAGAUGAUAUCUAGAACUCCUCUUAAACGCCCUGGAGAGCCGAAGGAAGUAUCGUCUUUGGUGGCAUUCCUUUGCAUGCCUGCUUCAUCAUACAUCACUGGACAGAUUGUUUCGGUCGAUGGUGGAAUGACUGCGUUCAGUUUUUCAGUUAUUUAGGCAGAAAGAACUGCAAAAUUUUGCCACUGGCACUACACAUGUUGAAUUAUAUUAACACUGCAACGUGUCCCUAGUGAUUUCGUCCGUUUGAUCUGAUUUUGUUGGGAACUUUCGUGCUUCAAAAUGCAAUUUCUAUGGCUAGUGAGGUGAAAUGGUGUAUUUUCAAAA